AUGGAUUCAGCCCAGUCGGCGGAGGUACCGUCAGGCAGUGCCCCGGGGACCUCCGACGACCCGCCCAACGGCCCUGCUAAACGUCGGUGGAGGCGCAACCGCAUUGCCUGCGACUCUUGCCAUGCCCGUCGCGUGCGGUGCGACCGCGCUUUUCCCUGUUCCCGCUGCCUACGCAGUGAUAUUCACUGCGAGUUUACCCGGGAACGUCGCAAGCGAGGCCGCAUCGCUCGCGCACGCCAAACCGAUCCUGCCGAUGCCAUUGACAAGCCCUCCGCCAAGCCUCCAACCCGUCCCGAAGCAGCUCCCGAACUCGCUGCUACAACGCCCCUACCCAAUGCUUCCCCACCUUCCAGCGUCCAACAUCGAUCGCCAGUGACCAAUGACCUGACCGCAUCCGCCCCCAGUGUCGAUGAACGCCGGUCGCAAGCCGAUACUUCUGUGCCACACCGGCGGUCCGGGCCCAGUCUUGGGGCCAACGCGACGGAGGAGUGGCUAUCCGCCGCACAUGUAUCGCCUAGCUCAUACGAUAUUCUGGGAGGUGCUGGGGUGCAUGAGGGCCCGUUCCCGCGCAUGUUCGAUUUAUGGAAUGGGGUCGACCUGACAGACUACAAUGGAAAUACGCCUCAGGGCGGGAAAGCCGCGGGCCUGCCUCCAACUCCCGGAGUGUCAUCAACCGCACUGAAGUAUCCCGUGUUGGAACCCCUGAUGCCUUUCCUCGAUGCGAACCUGCCCCGGCGGCUAGUGUUUGACUUGUUGGAGUUGUAUUUCACAAGCGCUUUCUCCACCCACAUGCAUCCUGUAUGCCACCACAUCCAUUGCUACGUCCUGCGCAAGGCAUCCUUUCUAUGUCGAGACUAUCCCCGUCCCAGCAGCCCCGCUUUGUUGGCGAGCAUGCUGUGGGUCGCUGCGUUGGACGAUCGGGCCUUUGCACUGCCCAUCUCCCCACCCCAGCGAAAGAAGAUUUGCCAAUUCCUUUGCGCUCUUACCAUUCGGUUGCUGCGACCGUUGAUACAUGUAUCAUUCAAAGAGCAGGGAGGCUCUCCCGCCAAUGACCCGACGUAUGCUCCGGUGGGCCAGGAAUGUCCUCCUACCACGGUCCAUCAUCCCUUUGAAGGAGGAGGGGACGAUCGAGGCUUAGUCGGACCUGCGGGUUCUCUAGACGACGUGAUCACUUAUAUUCACGUAGCCUCGAUUAUCUCGUCUAGCGAGCAAAAGGCGGCCAGUAUGCGAUGGUGGCAUGCGGCAUUUACUCUGGCAAGAGAGCUGAAAUUGAACCAGGAGAUCGAGGUGAUGCCGCACGUCGAUGGCCAGACAGAAGGCUCCAGCCCGUCGUUUGAUUACUCGUUACCCGGAUGGAAUGGAGUGGACACGGGGCCCUUGUUCGAUUACUCUAACCCGGCUCGGCCGAGUCUUAAUUGCGUAUGCGACCGUGGUCGUGAUGCGCACGGCACAAUUACCGAGGAACAUCGUGAAGAACGGCGCAGGACGUGGUGGCUGCUGUACAUUAUGGACCGGCAUCUCGCCCUAUGCUACAACCGGCCCCUGGCCCUAUUGGAUGCCGAAAGCGAGGAUCUCCUCCUACCGCUGGAUGAAAGCUCGUGGCAGGCUGGCAAUAUACACAGUAACAGUCCUAAGCCUGACGGGCCCCAGUGUCUGCUCUCUGGGGAUAAGAACAAACGACGAGUGUUCCCUAAUUUCAUCUGCCAUGAUCACUCGAUCUUUGGAUUUUUCUUACCCCUGAUGACCAUCACGGGUGAAUUGAUUGACUUGAACCAGACGCGCAAUCAUCCCAUGCUCGGCGUGCGCCUUCUGGGGAAGGAUGUUUGGGAAGUGCAGGUGAGCGAGGUUUUGCGUCAACUGGAAAUCUACAAGGCUAGCCUCACGACCUUCGCGGCCACCACCUCGGAGCCAGAGGCGUCGUUAUCUUCAACCUUCCCUCCUUCUAAAUCAGAUCCACCGCCUGCCACCGAACCCAGCCUUUCUCAGGCGUACUCCUGGCAUACGCAGACAGUCGUCUCCUAUGCAUCCUAUCUGGUACACGUCCUCCAUAUUCUCCUGGUGGGUAAAUGGGACCCAGUCUCCCUUAUCGAAGACAAAGACUUCUGGACAUCCUCUCCGGCUUUUGCCUCAACCAUCUCCCACGCCCUCGACGCGGCGGACUCCGUUGAUCAGAUCCUCCGUUUCGACCCGGACAUCAGCUUCAUGCCGUACUUUUUCGGCAUUCAACUGCUGCAGGGAAGCUUCCUUCUCCUGCUAAUUGUGGAACGGCUACAGAAAGAAGCCGGCGAAGGCAUCCUCAACGCGUGCGAGGUAAUGAUUCGUGCCACCGAAUCUUGCGUCGUUACCCUUAACACCGAAUACCAGCGCAACUUCCGUCAGGUCAUGCGCAGUGCCGUCGCCCAAGCGCGGGGGCGUCCUGUGAAUCAUAGCGAAAUUCGCCACCGACGCAAAGCCGUCUUGGCCCUCUAUCGAUGGACACGCAAAGGCACUGGGCUGGCAUUAUAA
Molecule: messenger RNA, 2505 nt
Organism: Aspergillus melleus
Lineage: Eukaryota; Fungi; Ascomycota; Eurotiomycetes; Eurotiales; Aspergillaceae
Exons: 2
Coding region: 1-2505 (834 amino acids)
Biological process (GO): regulation of DNA-templated transcription; DNA-templated transcription
Molecular function (GO): DNA binding; zinc ion binding; DNA-binding transcription factor activity, RNA polymerase II-specific
Source: RefSeq, a predicted model, not a curated record